AUGUCACCCUUCACUAGGCAUUUGACCUUCCAGUCCAACGACCUCGGCAAGGAGGUGACAAUCAUGUUCGCUUUGGUUGACGACAACAUGAAAAGCCUUUACAAGGACCGCUUCCCGGUAGUUUGGAAGGUCAGCAAGUUCGGGAAGUCGGGCGCAUACAGGGCUCAAGCUACCUACACGAACCAGCUUGCUUUCUCCAAAGCCCAGGUCACGCAUUGGAACUUCAUCAGCGCUGGAACCAGCGUCAAGGUCAACGUCGGCCAGAAAACAACCCUUACCGAGGCCGACGAUGUCUUUAGUUUCUCUUCCCCUCAGCAGGGAUCCUCCGGCUUUGUGCAGGCCUUGAACAACACUGGGGUCAUUCAAGAUAUCGCAGUUGGCUUUCUUAACAAAGGAGACUUGAUGCCCACGCCUGCACUCUACUUCGACGAUGUUGGAGAUGGCAGUCAUGUUACGGCACAGUUCACUCCGAUCCUGCGUGUCUAUAUCACGUCGGACUAUCAAGAGACCGCAAUUAUACGAAGUGCCAUCGAAACCCCUGUAAUUUGGUCGCAGGACCUCUCUGGGCUCGCCGAGCACACGAAUUGGAACCUCACGCGCGACGGGGUCACUGGACGUUACAAGAUUGUCCGAGCCUCUUGAUUAAGGAAUGCGACAUCGGCACGCCUAAAUAUCUGUUCUGUGAGCUCUACAUUUCAAUGUUCACUCUGCUUUCAUAGCUCCACCAAAG
Messenger RNA from Suillus subalutaceus, 730 nucleotides. RefSeq lists its product as uncharacterized. The record is from RefSeq and is a predicted model, not a curated record. Bases 1 to 642 code for a protein of 213 amino acids. The transcript has 9 exons. NCBI's taxonomy places the organism in Eukaryota, Fungi, Basidiomycota, Agaricomycetes, Boletales, Suillaceae.